UUUUCUUCUUUUCUUUUCCUCUUGUCCCAGUCGCUUACGCUCGGAAGCGUCUCUGCAACUCUCACAUCAUGCGAGAGCGAGACUGGAUACAAUAGCUUUUUGUUCGCCGGAGGAAAUGCACGCCUGAGAUCUCUCUUCGCCUUUCAGCUUUAGGGAGACAGACCUUUUGGAUUUCCUUUCCUCAAUGGGAAGUGUCUCCUCUGAGGAUGGUUUCGAUCUGCAGAGUGAACGAUUUGAGAGCUAUAGCUUGAGUGCCGACGUUAGUGAGUCUGAGAGUUCGAGUAGUUUCUCCUGUCGACGCUACGAUGCUGAGGGCGCUUCAAGUUCUCUCGCAUCUUCACCUCUCGCCGGACGUCCGUUAAACGUUAAUUCUGGAUAUCCGGCGCUGCCUUUGAUGUUGCCGGUUAUCGGUGGCAAAGAUGUGGUUGUUUGGGAUGAGAAGCCGGAAAAACCGGAGGCAGAUUUGUCUGAAGUUGAGAUGAUGAAGGAGCGGUUCGCUAAGCUUCUGCUAGGAGAAGACAUGUCGGGUGGGGGGAAGGGAGUAUGUACUGCUCUGGCAAUCUCCAAUGCCAUUACUAAUCUAUCUGCUACUGUUUUUGGGGAGCUAUGGAGGCUGGAGCCAUUGGCGCCGCAGAAGAAGGCAAUGUGGUGUAGAGAGAUGGAAUGGCUUUUAUGCGUGAGCGAUUCGAUUGUGGAACUCAUUCCUUCAUUGCAAGAAUUUCCAGGCGGUGGGACCUUCGAGGUCAUGGUGACUCGACCGCGCUCUGAUCUCUAUGUAAACCUCCCAGCCCUGAAGAAGGUUGAUGCUAUGCUACUAAGUAUCCUUGAUGGCUUCCGUGACACUGAGUUUCGGUACGUUGAUCGUGGAAUAAUUGUUGCUGAAGCUGGCGAUGCUGAUGCGUAUAUUGGGAGACCUUCUAUUAGGCAGGAGGAGAAGUGGUGGCUACCCUGCCCCAAGGUUCCCACAGAUGGUUUGUCUGAAGAUGCAAGAAAAAGGCUGCAGCAAUGUAGAGAUUGCACGAAUCAGAUCCUUAAGGCAGCCAUGGCAAUCAAUAGCAGUGUCCUUGCCGAGAUGGAAAUUCCAAAUGCUUACGUGGAGACUUUACCAAAGAGUGGAAAAGCUUGUUUGGGUGAGACCAUCUACCGUUAUAUAACUGCUGACAAGUUCUCCCCAGAAUGUCUCCUUGACUGCUUAGACCUGUCAUCUGAACACCACACGUUGGAGGUAGCAAACAGGAUUGAGGCUGCUGUGCAUGUUUGGAGGAUGAAAGACCAGAAAAAACGUUCAAAUCAUGCAAAAUCUGGCCGGUCAUCAUGGGGUGGAAAGGUCAAGGGCCUUGUCAGGGAUGUGGGAAAGAGUCACAUUUUAGCACAACGAGCUGAGACUCUUUUACAGAGCUUAAGGCUCCGCUAUCCUGGGCUUCCUCAGACUGUUCUAGAUAUGAACAAGAUCCAAUACAACAAGGAUGUGGGGCAGUCAAUCCUUGAGAGCUACUCAAGGGUGAUGGAGAGCUUAGCGUUUAACAUAAUGGCGAGGGUCGAUGAUCUGCUUUAUGUGGAUGAUGCUACAAGGCAAUGUGCUUUAGCAGAGUCAAUGUCUUUGUUUGGACGGGGAGGAUUGGGUGGUCUUCCCAUACAGAAGCGAAUUUCCCCUAGCCCAUUCUCUAUCCAACGAUCGCCUUAUGCAUCUCCAUUUGCAACGCCAACCUACUGUUCCUCCACUCCGGUAGUGGGAAGUCCUGGAAGGGGACAUGCCUCCUUAGGCAAGAACAGUCGCAAAGGGUUGCAGGAUCCAAAGUUUGAGAAAGCUGCAGAUUUAGAUAAAGUAUGGUCAUACGCCGGAAGCCUCAGUAGUAGAAAGGAUGCUGGAGAUGCUCCGGAACGGGAUUGAUGUAAGAUGCUAACCCAACGUCACCAGGUUUGAACCCAAGUGGUUGUAAGGUUGGUUGUCUUUGCUCCUGUAUAUUCUUUAGAACUAGAAAUAACAUAUUCAAAGUUUUGAU
Telopea speciosissima is the source of this 2003-nucleotide messenger RNA. RefSeq names its product rop guanine nucleotide exchange factor 1-like. The coding region runs from base 185 to 1891 and encodes 568 amino acids. NCBI's taxonomy places the organism in Eukaryota, Viridiplantae, Streptophyta, Magnoliopsida, Proteales, Proteaceae. Gene Ontology annotation, molecular function: guanyl-nucleotide exchange factor activity. The transcript is spliced from 5 exons. The record is from RefSeq and is a predicted model, not a curated record.